Molecule: messenger RNA, 4861 nt
Organism: Cherax quadricarinatus
Lineage: Eukaryota; Metazoa; Arthropoda; Malacostraca; Decapoda; Parastacidae
Product: zinc finger protein 37
Biological process (GO): regulation of transcription by RNA polymerase II
Molecular function (GO): RNA polymerase II cis-regulatory region sequence-specific DNA binding; DNA-binding transcription factor activity
Source: RefSeq, a predicted model, not a curated record
GGCAGUGAAUACUGGGUGGACGUGAGCUUCUCGCUGGCUUUCUUCUACCUUUUUUUCGGGUGCUAUCACACUUGUCUGAUGGUGGCGGGUGUCUUAACCUUCCUUCAGAACUAACUCUCACUCCUCACCACAACUCGCUCAUCAGCUUCAACACAUCUCUACGAAACAUCUAGAUUUCAUUUGCUGUAUCGUUAGUGUUAUUGCACAUGGUGUCCCGACUCGUGAGGGCAGCAACCACCAUGGGCUCCAACCAAAAUCCCAAAUCUCAGUCUAAAAGCAAAGUUAUUAUCAAAGCUGUGGCUACCAAAAGCAGGAAGCAAGGAUCCACCGGUGCUGCCACCAAGAACAACCAUGCCAAACAUCUAAUCAUUAAGACCAGUACUGGGGAAGUAGACAACUCCCUCGGGAUCGACGUGCCACUGAUCGACACCAGCGAGGGGGAUGUGACCAUAACGCCAGCACUCGUUGAAAGUGAAAUCGACAAUGAGGGUGCGACCACUACUCUCAACGGAUGGAAACUGGCAAAGCGAAAAGCAAAAAAUCACAUAGGCAGCCUCCAAGACGGGGGAACUAGUGAGAACGGGGUUAAUGUCGUUACGAAAAGUGUGGCUCGGAACACUACCAAGAUGAUCAGCUCAACGAGGACGAAAACAAGCAAAUCUAAUACUAAAAAGGGAAGAUCCGUUGAAAAAAUUACUAUAACUACGAACACGGGAAAGGGGAAAGCACAACUCCUUAACGAAGUUCAGAAUCCGAUGAAGGAAGACAGUAAGAUCGUCAUCACUUCAGGACUGGGAAAGGAAGAAGCAUCACAAAAGGUCACAGCAGCAGCAGCAUCCACGCCACCGGUGGACAAAGCUGUCGAACUAACAGGCGAGACUUUAAAACUGACAGGAAGAGGCGAAAAGAAACAAACUGUAACGAAGAAAGAGACAAAGAGAGCUUCCAAAUCAUCCAAAAAGACGCUAGAAACUGAUACUAACAAAAAGUCCGGAAUCCAGAAAGCUAAAAAGAACUCCAUUUUUACUGACAAAAUCCAAGACAUACCCGAAGAAAAGAACGCUGAUAAAGCGGGUGGAAUACCUGCAAAGAAAUCUAGUGCCAAGGAUAAGCUAGAUAAGGACGGGGGCGGGGGUGAGAGCUCGGACGACGGGAUGGAUAUAGAUAUUCAAAACAUUGACGAUGAUGAUGAAGCCAGUUCAGACGCCACUGACUUCGACUCGAGAGACCCCAACGAAGAACACGUCAUCGUCCUCAAGGAAUGUGAAUCAGAAGUUGACGAGAAUAAUAAACGCAAAAAGUUUAAGUGUGCGAUUUGUGGGAAAUUCUCAACAGCAAAGGCCGACCUUUUAAAGCACGUGCGCAUACAUACCGGCGAGAGACCGUUUAAGUGCAAGAUCUGCAACGCCACCUUCGUCCAGAUCACUGCACUUCGAGGUCAUGAAACUAUUCAUACAGGAGAAAAGCCCUUCACGUGUGAUAUAUGCAUGAAGAGCUUCGCCCUGAAAGAUCGCCUGAGGCUCCACAUGAGAGUCCAUACCGGAGAAAAGCCACACAAAUGCAAUAAGUGCAACCAGGCGUUCGCUCGCCGCAGCCAGGUGACCCAACACUUGCGGGUUCACACAGGUGAGAAGGCCUACGAGUGCGCUGAGUGCGGGGCUCGCUUUACCUCCUACCACACCCUCAAGGGACACCUGAUGGCACAUCGGGGUGUCAAGGAGUUCCAGUGUGGCGCCUGUGGUAAGAAGUUCAUUCGUGUGGAAGGUCUGUACAAACACAUUCGCAUGGUACAUCGCGGUUCUCGCCCCUAUUAUUGCAACCUGUGUGGCAAAGCUUUCAAAGGUCACUUGCAACAACACAUGAGACUUCAUCUUGGCGUGCGGCCUUUCGAGUGUUCGACGUGCAAAGCUACCUUCACACAGAACUCCCAGUUGACUGUCCACAUGCGGAUCCACACUGGUGAGAGACCAUACAAGUGUCAGAUUUGCGGUGCCGCGUUUGCACAUUCCUCAGCUUGCAAAAUCCACAUGCGAUCUCACACAGGAGAGAAGCCAUUCCAGUGUGUAUUGUGUUCGGCCGCCUUCUCUCAGCUCCCCCACCUGAAGAAACACAUGAAGUGCGUCCAUAAUGCCGUGAAGCCGUACCUCUGCACCAUUUGCAAAGAUUUCUUCCAGACGCAGAGCGAGUUGGACGGCCACGAGCGGACUGACCACGGCAUGGACAAGUCUGCCGAACAGGAAGCAGAGGAAAUGGUGGAAGAAUCUACACUGGCGCGUCUGCGGAACCGUCUGGCUGUCCUCCUGUACCGCAUUUCCUCCGAAGAACGCCGCUGCAAAUUUGGCUUCGGCCAUAGGCUGGUGGACGAAGUCCUAAAGCUCUCGCUGGAGUCGUCAGGUCAUGUCCCCAUUAACGACAAGUCGCUCUCGAGGCUGGAUGAGCUGCGCAAGAAUGUCCUCCUACUGCUGAAAUGGACCAUACCCAAGGACACGCUGGAGGAGUACCACAAAAAUAACAUGACUGUUGAUGAAGUGCUCGACAUGCUGACCACUUAAUGCCGGUGAGAUUAGGCAAGCAAUAGUUCUUUAUCCUCGUCAAAACGAUAACCAAAACAGGCAGAAAAAAAAAGUAUUUAAAUGCCCACAGGCUUAUAGUUUCCAACUGAAAGAUUUUUAUAUCCCCUUUUCUAACGCUUCUCCUUUAUCAUUAUUUAUCAUAUCGGCUUUAUAUAAAAUACAGCACAGUACUGUGCUGUUGAUGUGUUCUAUUUAAAUGGGUGAAAAUGUGCAAUGUAGCUCUUAAUAUUUGUGAAAAGCAUUUUAUUAUUACUAGUAUAAAAAUUGUUAAAUGUCACACACAAACCCACAUGGAGAAAAUAAAACAAAGAUUGCUGUUUGAAGUGCAUAUACACCUAGAGUUGUGUAUACCUCAAUGCAUAUACACUGAGAGUUUACAUAUAUACCUCUUUUAAGGAUUAAAGUAUGCUUGACCUGGUGGUGUAAAGGUGAUAUACAACCUUAAUGAGCCUCAUGUAGUCGAUUGGCUUUCAGCCGCAACAAGUGCUAAGUGAAGUAGGUUUAAACCCUAUCGACUACACGAGGGCCUUCAAGACUGCGUGGGUUUAGCACUCAAGUUAUGAUUAUAAUAAUUCAAGACUGCGUGUAAGCUACUCACCACCAGUCAAUAUUGCUUUAAUUCAUAAAACAGGAAUUACUAAGUUUUCAAAGUAUAUACGCUGAGAGACACAUCAUAGUGUGUAUAUUCCAAGUACUGAAUAUUUCCUCAGCCAUCAGCUGAAGUAUAAUCAUUAUACCUUUACCUUUGGAUUUCAUAUGAUGUUCACAUAUGUGCAAAUAUCGCACAUGUGUCUCAUUUAUCAUAGUGUCGGUUUUUUAAACCAUUUGUCGGAUUUUUAAACCAUUUAUCCACUUUUCCUCUGCUUCGAAGCACAAGUGCAAAGCUCUCAGCCUCGUCUCAGUGCCGGAUUAUAGCAUAGGCUUUAAGGGCUGCAGCCCAAGGUCAUCCGCCAGCUGGAGGGCCUCUGCUAGCUGGAGGGCCUCCGCCAGCUGGAGGGCCUCUGCUAGCUGGAGGGCCUCCGCCAGCUGGAGGGCCUCCGCCAGCUGGAGGGCCUCCGCCAGCUGGAGGGCCUCCGCCAGCUGGAGGGCCUCCGCCAGCUGGAGGGCCUCCGCCAGCUGGAGGGCCUCCGCCAGCUGGAGGGCCUCCGCCAGCUGGAGGGCCUCCGCCAGCUGGAGGGCCUCCGCCAGCUGGAGGGCCUCCAGACACGUUUCCAAUUAAUUAAACAAAGAAAAUGAUUGAAUUUUGGUUGUGUUUUGUCUUCUAAAAUAUGUAAUAUUUCUUUAAAUUUUUUCACUUUUGAAAUAUCACUGGGACCCCUCACAGUACCUGUGGCCCAGGGGCCCCCUCACAGUACCUGUGGCCCAGGGGCCCCCCUCACAGUACCUGUGGCCCAGGGGCCCCCUCAGUACCUGUGGCCCAGGGGCCCCCCUCACAGUACCUGUGGUCCAGGGACCCCCCUCACAGUACCUGUGGCCAAGGGGCCCCCUCACAGUACCUGUGGCCCAGGGGCCCCUCACAGUACCUGUGGCCCAGGGGCCCCCUCAGUACCUGUGGCCCAGGGGCCCCCCUCAAAGUACCUGUGGUCCAGGGGCCCCCCUCACAGUACCUGUGGCCCAGGGGCCCCCUCAGUACCUGUGGCCCAGGGGCCCCUCACAGUACCUGUAGCCCAGAGGCCCCUCACAGUACCUGUGGCCCAGGGGCCCCCUCACAGUACCUGUGGCCCAGGGGCCCCUCACAGUACCUGUGGCCCAGGGUCCCCCUCACAGUACCUGUGGCCCAGGGUCCCCCUCACAGUACCUGUGGCCCAGGGGCCCCCUCACAGUACCUGUAGCCCAGGGGCCCCCCUCACAGUACCUGUGGCCCAGGGGCCCCUCACAGUACCUGUAGCCCAGGGGCCUCACAGUAACUAGCCCAGGGGCCCCCUCACAAUACCUGUAGCCCAGGGGUCUCAGUACCUGUAGCUCAGGGACCUCAGUACCUGUAGCCCAGGGGUCUCACAGUACCUGUAGCCCAGGGGUCUCACAGUACCUGUAGCCCAGGGGUCUCAGUACCUGUAACCCAGGGGCCUCACAGUACCUGUAACCCAAGGGCCUCACAGUACCUGUAACCCAGGGGCCUCACAGUACCUGUAGCCCAGGGGCCUCACAGUACCUGUAGCCCAGGGGUCUCACAGUACCUGUAACCCAGGGGCCUCACAGUACCUGUAACCCAGGGGCCUCACAGUACCUGUAGCCCAGGGGCCUCACAGUACCUGUAACCCAGGGGCCUCACAGUACUUGUAGCCCAG